ACAGUCCACCAUUCGACGGCGUAUACCUUGGUUCACUUUACAAAAAUUAUUUCGCUGGUUUACGGUUUUCAAUCGGUUUUCUUUUGAUCUUCGUCCCGAAAACACGGAAAAGGUGUGAUCUAGAAGGCCAUGGCGGAGGAUGGGCCACAAAUUACGCCUGUCGAUGGCGUUAAAUAUCCCGCCGUCGCCGCCCUAUGUUUAUCAGUAGCAGUGGCGUGCGUACUGCUCGCAGUCGCAGCGGCAUGGUACUGCCGGCGUCGACGCGCUCGCCGACGCGCCAAACGUCACGGUGCAGACCAACCCUUAGCGUUCCACAUGCAUCGGCGACCCACAGCCGUCAAGAGCCCUGCGGGGGCUACCAGUGGACCUGCUGGUGUCGGAGGGCACUAUCUGAAGAAGAGUCCCAGUCCUACGGGAACUGGAAAGACGCCACCUGGGAUGUCUGCUCCUCACACUCCAAGUCCAACCUCUGGAAGCGUAGGACCCCUGGAAAGUGGAGUUGUUAGCGGCAACCAAUCACCUGAUGGCAAGCCUGUAGACACUGUGGUUGCAAAGGAUGCCUAUAAUACAGAGAAUGAGAAGAACCACUAUCCAACUAAAGAAGAAAUGGAAACCAACGAGAAGAACCUCCAGCAGAACGCUGCUUACUUAGGACAACUGGUCUUCAAAUUGAGAUACAAAACAGACAAGAAUGCGUUGAUAGUGUCCGUGGUGAGAUGUCGAGAUCUACCAGCGAAGGACACGAAUCUGGGUUCCAGUGAUCCAUACGUGAAACUACAAUUACUACCUGAUAAGCAACAUAAAGUCAAGACUAGAGUGCUGAGAAAUACAAGAAACCCCGUAUAUGAUGAAGAUUUCACUUUCUAUGGAAUUAGUUUUAACCAGCUAUCCAACAUCACACUGCAUUUCGUAAUCCUUAGCUUCGACAGAUACAGCAGAGAUGACAUCAUAGGUGAAGUAUUCUGUGCUCUAAAUACCGUAGAUCUCACUCAGAUAGAGACUCAGCAAAUGGCAGUUUGCAGAGAAAUCCAACCACGUAGCUUAAAGAUUCGGUCGCAGGGACGUGGAGACCUCCUGGUGUCUCUAUGCUGGCAACCCGCUGCCAACAGACUGACUGUGGUAGUGCUAAAGGCACGGAAUCUCCCCAAGAUGGACGUUACCGGCCUGGCAGACCCAUACGUCAAAAUCUACCUACUAUACAACGGACAACGACUUACCAAGAAAAAAACACAUGUGAAAAAGAGGACACUCAGUCCAGUCUUUAACGAAAGCUUCGUGUUUGACAUACCCCAGGGGACUGACACAUUGGAAAGCGUCAGUCUAGAAUUUUUGCUAUUGGACUGGGACAGGGUAACAAAGAAUGAGGUUAUUGGUAGACUGGAUUUAGGUGGUCCCAAAUGUAGUGGAUCAGCACUUCAUCAUUGGAACGAAGUCUGCAACUCACCUAGGCGACAAAUCGCUGAGUGGCAUAAGUUAAGAGAGUAGAGUGUUUGAAAGAAAUAAUCUUCUGGUUGUAUAUUUUCAAAUGUAUAAAGAAGUCAGGUUCAAUUUCAGAACACCGAAAUUACUACAAUUCAAUAUUUAGUCGUAGGAUAACGUAGAUUUUUGUUGUUAUCUGCGAUAUUAUUCGUCUCCAAAAUUCUAUAUGAUAAAAAUAUCUCUACAUAUUCGAACUAUGUUAUAGUUUUACCCGCUUGCUGAACAGAGGCUAGAAUGUGAUUUUGCCCUUGCCAAGCAAGAGCUGGCUCUAUUCGUAUCUUUAUCUUGUACUUAAGUUGUGAAAUUGAAUCUACUCCUGUCACACAGCAUAAAAUGUACCUAGAACUAAGCCAUUCUCACAAAUACCUUCUAGGCAAAUCAUACAUCUCGAGCUUGCCUAUGAAAGUUUCACAAUACCUACCAGUUUUUAAGGCGCAGUAGCUCAAAGGCAAAGAUAUAGCUCCAAACAGUGACGGAAACUAGUUUACUUGUAUGAAUUAUACACCAGGGUAUGCUGCUAGAGUGCAGAAAGCACUGAUAGUUUAAAAAACUAUCUGAAACCAACGAAUCGAAGGUAAAUGACCCUGUGCCAUACGGACAAAGUGAAACGUAAUAUCAUUAACUUGACUGGGACAUAAAUAAGUCGGCUCCAUAAAGCAGCGGCCCACUGUCACAGCAAUCACCGUAUGUUAGAAACAGGUAUAGUUGGGUAAUAACAUGCAUGACGCAUUAUGCGCUACUAUUGCGGCGUAUACGAGUAUCUGGACGAGGACCUCACCGUGAUCAAAGACACAUCGCGUUAACAGUGGCGUACGAGUACAAUGCAUUAUGUAACUCUUCCAUUUUGGUUCCCGAAUAUAGAGACAAGCGUCAUCAGGGUAUCAAGUAACUAAUAUAUAAUAUGGUUUAUUUGUGAAUAUGAAGGUAUUAAAAAAUUAUGUGAUUGUACACAGGUAGCAGAGAGGUGGCGGAAGUCUAUCACAUGGUUAAUACUCACAGUAGUCUACCUAUUAACUGACUGACUCUUUGUAUUUCCUACUGCGUCUUGGAGGCGUACUUAUUGUAGUAGCAUACAUAACUGUGCAAUGUGUGUACUAUAAUUGCGAACCAAACUUUGUUUCUUUUUUCAAACAACCACUUAAGGCAAUUUUGGACUAUUUUCCUGAUGAGUGAUUAUUAUAAAGAUUACUCAGCAAACAUGGAGCUAACCAUAUGUUGUAUAUGUGUGUGAAGCACAUAUUUCUGCAACUACUACACCACAACUACUUUUACAAAUAGGAAAUCAACACUAUGGGUCCCUAAUUCUAUACAGCAUCACUCCCGGCGCAAAAUACGCAUACAUCGUGAGGUCUGCACAAAGCCUGGUGUCGUAAUGACAUUAAUUUUUGUUCACAAUAUCUAAAAGCAAAGUCAGAUCUCUAUUUGCCUAAAUGUUUCCUGAGGCACUUAGCACUUCAAGAUAAAACACUUUCCGUUGUAAACAAAUAGUUGAGUAAUUUUGUAAUAUUUUAACUACAAGGACUCUGAAAUGCUUCUAAUGCCAUAAUAUGAUAAACACCGUAUUUGGUUUAUGUGUUAUGCCAUUAAAUUAGCAUUACAUGGAAUGAAAAAUUAGGAGCUUCUAAAGUACUGUCGAUAGGUCAAAUUUUGAUAAAAUUUCAAUGGAGUUAGAAUUUCGUGUCGCCAUUCGCUGACUCUAAGUUUCGAACAUCUGCGGAUGUUUGAGAAACGUUAUGUUCAACAGUGUUCAGCUUACCAGGCGGACAUAUUCCUUACAACUUGUUGACUAACACUUGUUAUAUGUCGUACCAGUAUCAAUCACUAUUGUCACUUAAUAAUGGAGGUAUAAUAAAAGGAAGACUAGAUCACGAAACUAACUACUUUUGAGAUUUUCCAUCAUUUGAAAUAACCGCAUUGUAACAAAAGUUAUACGUCAAAAUUAUAACAACCUCCAAGUCAAUAGCAAUAGAAAGCAGCUCACCUUACUGUUAAUAAUUCAGCCCAUAUUAAUCGAAAUACCAUCGACAAACGGAAUAAAAUACUUUCUAUAUUAUGAUCCAUCUUAUUAUACCUCACUACACCUCUGAAUCUGAAGAGGCUACACCAUCCAGCAAUGGUCAAUGAUACUAGUGAACCGUAUUAGUGUUGAGAUGACACCAAACUAGAUCAAUUUUGACCAAAGCGCAGCAUGUACCCAUGCAAUACCACAGUAACGCAAUUCCUGGCGAUGCUAAAGUUACGAAACCGAAACAAGGUGUAAUAACACUGCUUUGAUUACCAUAACACGAAUUGCAUAAAGGAAAUGAGAGGAGAGUCGAGUCCCAAAGAGUGAGGCUAAUCACCCUGUAGGUUCAGAGCACUUCUGCAGCUUGAUGAGGACACGCAUUAAGCAGUCCCUAAGGCCCGUAUCGUCAGUCGUCCCUACAAUUGUAGGGCGCGUUUAUGGCCUCCAUGAUUGUCAUACUUCUUUCUCUCCUUCAAAAAUUUCUAGAUUACACUUGUCCUGUGUCAGCGUCAGCGCUCUCCUAUUGUGAAGAUAUGUUUUCUUUUUAAAUUGUACUAAAUUUCAGGCUGAUGAAACAUGAUAUAACUCCAAAGCAAGCACAAUUUGAUGCAAAUAGAUGUUUGUGACAUAACCUCAAAAUAGAGUUCUGACACGGAGAAGUAGAAAACUAUGACAAUCAAGGAGGCCAUAAAGACGCCCUACAAUUGUAGGGACGACUGACGAUACGGGCCUGAAAGACUGUAACAAGAGAAAGCCCAGGAAAUGAAAGGAAGAAAGGACAAUUAGUUCAAAGCCUGGCAAAAGAGUCUACCAAAGAACGGAGCCUGCAUCUGCAGAGGAUCUGCUGGGAUUUAGUGGGAAUGCCAUAGUGGCUAUAAUGGUUCUAAAUCGAUAUAUGAGGCUCUUGGGUCUAGCAGAAGAGAUUACUUGCCGCUCCUAAAGCAUGAGGAGACCUUGUACAUAUCUUGCGAACACUGCGAAUGUCUCAACCACGCAGCAUCACUUACACAACACGCAGCCCGUAACGAAAAUUCAAUCUUAGAAAUUUGCCUAAAAAUUUAGCGAUCCCUUUUGAUACUUAUGUUGAGUGUUGAAUAUUCAGUUUUGAUAAUAUUUUGGCCUGUAUCAUUGGUCAAAAUAAGCCAAUAUGGUGGUCUAGAGGCCUGAACGUUUUAUAGAUUCAACAGGUCCACUUGAUGUUGUAAUCUCGGCCGCUAUGUUGAUCUUAAUUAAAAUACAACAAAUUUUGGAUUUGUUGUAGUCAAGUAGCUCUCAAUGUCUUUGAUGCAAAAUGGCGUAUAUCUUGGUGCUUCAAUUGUCAGAUUCUUGAAUGUACGUUUCCAACACUCCAAGUUACAUUCAUAUAUGCCAGAAGCAUGUUGCGUAACGUGUGUUAAAUAGAAACGCACGAUACUGUCACAGGGCGCAUGCUCGUCUCUGGAGAUUUUUCGGCAACUAGUUGCACUGAACAAAUUUCUGACACAAAGGUCGUCAAACAACGCAUAACUACUUGCUGCAGUGUAAACUUGUCUUGAAGAUUUCAGUAUUAAACAAUACUACGAAGUGGCUAGUUUUUUUGUGAAAGCAUCUCAAUCUCAAGUAAAUAAACGCUUCUUUGUAAGGUGGUAUACAGGAAAAAAUGACCACUUCAAGAUUGAAGAACUGAUAUUUUUUUGUGUCCCUUGAAUGUAUAACAAAUUACUUAUUUCUCGAAUAUUAUACUUUAUUCAGUAUUAACCAAUGAAUUCGAAUAGAUAAGAAGAAAUUGACUAGUUUAAGUGCAUACUUUUGACACAUUUCGGUACGACCGUCUACCAGGGUGACAGCGUUCUAUCAGCAUGAUAAUACUUACCGGUGGAAAGAUCUACCUUGGGGUGUGCCACUCUUUGCAAAUUAUGCAAGACGUGCCAGGUCCUGAAAUCGUGUCCGUAUCCGAAUUUAAUGAUACAACUGUCAAAAAACUAACUUAUGUCAAGUGGGCUUGUGCUCUUUCAUCCUGACUAUAGAUUGAGAUUUUGGAGAUAAAUCGUGAGCUUGUUCCUUCUACCUAGUAUGAAUUCUUUGGUAUUAACCAAGCAUCCGUUUCAUUGUGGAUCACUGAGAAUAAAGUUCAUUAGGUUCAGGAGAAAUCGGAUCAUUAGCUACUACUUGGCUCGAAAUGAAAAUUUAUAUUUGAAUUAUCUAUGUUCACAAAUCUUGUUGAAAUUAACAUGAACAAAUGACGUUUGAAAAGUUUGCAACAAUAACAUGUAUAUUUCAGUGGCGGCUCGCCCCAUGACGCAGCUGAAGCGCUGCUUCACCUGCAAUUUCAAAAAAAAUAUAUUUUUUUUUAUUUUGAAAUUUAUAAAAAAAAUUCAUUUAUAUCUUAAAAAAUUAUUUUUCGGACAUUCUUUAUUUGUAUUUGCGAUCAACAGAAUACUGAGAAACCCCGCAACCAACAACGCGCCUACGUUUGCGCUUAAUUUGGCGUGUUGAAACAGAGACCUGAAGCAGCUUUAUUUGCACCGCAUUGCUGCGUCCAGUACAGAUACGAGCAAAUACGACGGUUGCCAUGACAACGGCACGCGCGCUUCCGUUUUGGCCGAGGCAAGUGAAGCAAAU
This is a messenger RNA of Acanthoscelides obtectus, 6085 nucleotides long. The record is from the annotation of a GenBank genome assembly. NCBI's taxonomy places the organism in Eukaryota, Metazoa, Arthropoda, Insecta, Coleoptera, Chrysomelidae.